Molecule: messenger RNA, 3364 nt
Organism: Larimichthys crocea (large yellow croaker)
Lineage: Eukaryota; Metazoa; Chordata; Actinopteri; Sciaenidae
Product: regulator of G-protein signaling 6
Exons: 17
Coding region: 368-1852 (494 amino acids)
Biological process (GO): intracellular signal transduction; regulation of G protein-coupled receptor signaling pathway; positive regulation of GTPase activity
Cellular component (GO): neuron projection; cytoplasm
Molecular function (GO): GTPase activator activity
Source: RefSeq, a predicted model, not a curated record
UCCCGCUCAGACUCCAACACUUGCAGACAGAGGGAGAGGGGGGAUGAACGAGGUGCACACAUGUGAGGAUCUCCUGAACUGCCGGGGCUAAGGCAGGACUGGUGAAGAGAGAAGAAGAGGAGGAGGAGGAGGAGGAACAGAGGAAUACUGCAGUGACCAGCCAGCUUCUCUCUCUCUCUCUCUCUCUCUCUCUCUCCCUCUCGCUGCUUCACUGCUUUCAUCACCCAGUCUUCUUCAUCCCCUUCUCUCUCUCUCUCCCACUGCCAAUUAUACCAUGAACCUGCCUGCUGCUUGUUGCUAAGGGGGAGCCAACCGGGGGAAGCAGAGUGGACCAGGCAUUAUUUUGUUUCUAAGGACUGAGUAAAAAAUGGCAGAGGGGUCCCGAGACCAGGGAGGUGUGGUGGGCACGACUGAUCCAGAGGAGGACUCCCCCAACAUGAUCGUCUAUAGAAAGAUUGAAGACAUCGUCACACGGAUACAAGAUGAGAAAGCAGGCGGUGUUGCCAUCCGGACUGUCAAAAGCUUCCUCUCCAAGAUCCCCAGUGUGGUAUCAGGGGCGGACAUUGUUCAGUGGCUGAUGAAAAACCUCUCCAUUGAGGAUCCAGCUGAAGCCAUCCACCUUGGGAGUCUGGUCGCUGCCCAUGGCUACAUCUUCCCAAUCUCUGACCACGUCCUGACACUUAAAGACGAUGGAACCCUUUAUCGCUUUCAGUCUCCAUACUUCUGGCCUUCGAACUGUUGGGAGCCUGAAAACACAGACUAUGCCAUUUACCUGUGCAAGCGCACCAUGCAGAAUAAAGCCAGGCUUGAGCUGGCUGACUAUGAGGCUGAGAACCUUGCCCGGCUGCAGAGAGCUUUCGCCAGGAAGUGGGAAUUUAUCUUCAUGCAAGCUGAGGCUCAAGUCAAGAUUGACAGGAAGAAGGACAAGGCAGAGAGGAAGAUCCUGGAUAGCCAGGAAAGGGCAUUUUGGGACGUCCAUCGGCCAGUGCCAGGCUGUGUCAACACCACAGAGAUGGACAUCCGCAAGUGCCGAAGAGAGAGGAACCCACACAGGGUAAAAAAGUCAGUCUACGGGGUACCAGAUGAUGGCCAGAGCCAGCCGAGUCCCAUCCACAUUAGCUCCCAGCCUACCAGGAAGCCCACCAAAGAGGACGUUCAGAAAGAGAUUACCUUCUUGAACAUUCAACUGGACAGACAUUGUAUGAAGGUUUCCAAAGUGGCAGACAGUCUGAUGACCUACACAGAGCAGUUCAUGGAAUACGACCCCUUCGUGUCGGCCACAGAGCCCUCGAACCCCUGGAUCAGUGAUGACAGUACCUUCUGGGACUUGGAGGCAAGUCGUGAGCCGAGCCAGCAGCGUGUCAAGAAAUGGGGCUUCUCUCUGGAGGAGGCGCUGAAAGAUCCAGCAGGACGAGACCAGUUCCUGAAGUUCCUGGAAUCAGAGUUCAGCUCAGAGAACUUGCGGUUCUGGUUAGCAGUGCAGGAUCUGAAGCGUCGGCCGCUCCAGGAAGUGGCGUCCAGGGCGCAGGAGAUCUGGCAGGAGUUUCUGGCCGAGGGAGCGCCGAGCUCCAUCAACCUGGACUCUCACAGCUACGAGCGCACCAGCCAGAACCUCAAAGAUCCCGGACGAUACAGCUACGAGGACGCUCAGGAGCACAUAUUCAAGCUAAUGAAAAGUGACAGCUAUGCACGCUUUUUGCGAUCCAACAUCUACCAAGACCUCCUGUUAGCCAGAAAGAAGCAGCCAGCAGACACUGAACAGGGCCGCCGCACCUCCUUGGAGAAGUUCACCCGCAGUGUGGGCAAGUCAUUGACGGGAAAGCGCCUGACAGGCCUGAUGCAGUCAUCCUGACACAGCCUGUGCUGGAGGGGCACCGCCAGACCCUGUUGGGUGGAUGACUGCCACACAGGGGCCGGGGCGGGGGCACAGACAGUGGAGCUAGGCUGGACGGGGCUGCUGUGGAGGCUCUCAGACACUGCUCCGAGGACUGCCAUACUGCUGGUAGUGCAGCAGCACUGAGGCCUGCUGGGGUGAACGGCCCCCAAAACAGAACCACUGAGGAAGACAAUGCUGACAAGGGGAAGCUCAGCCAACACACCACAUGGCAUGCAGCAUACAGUAUAAGCACAUUCAGACCUAGGGCUGCCCUCUUCUCAUCACUUAGUCGUCAAACUGGCUGUUAGGCUUUUUGUCGACUGAGCUGAUCCGUUUAUAUUGAUUUCAUUUUGUUUUAUAUACAGGUUUAUUGGAUAAGCACAUGUCUGGUAUUGCAACAGUAUUCUUUGAUAAUAAAAAAAGCUAUUUGCCACAUUUGCAGUGAACUGAUGAUUGGUUUAGUUGUCCUCGAACAGCUGUGGUCAGUCCUAACUCAGACAUACUUACAGCUGAAAUCUAAGGUCAAAGAGGCACAUCAACACAGACACAAAUUGACAGUAUUUUGCAUAUGUCUCUGCCAGCAAUAAAUAAAGCCUGAGACCACUUUUUUCUUUUUUAGAAAUGUAUCCGAGCUCUUUUUAUAUCCUUGAAAUUUAUAUAUGUUCCUUAUAAAGCAUAUGACAUGUCAGUUAAAUAAUGAACAUAGUUUUGGCAGUAAUCAAGAACACAAACUUGUUUUUUUUCCCCCAUAAGUUACAUUUAAUGACGUCUACAAAACUGAUUUUUGAAGGUAUAGUUUUUCAUGCUUCAUUACAUUCCAAAAUCUGGCAUAAGGGCUUAAUGUAGCAUUCACACUGCACCGUCGCACGUGUCAUCCAAAUGUCUUUGUUGAGGAUUAAUGUUUCGUUUCCACAACAGUGCUUUGUAAUGAGACUUAUGGCCAAAAAAAAAAGAAGAGAUGAAUUUAAUCCAGUUGGCAAAUUGGUUCACUGCUUCGUUCACAACUUCCCUAGUUCCGAAAUGUUCAGGCUGCAUAAUUUAAAUGAGUUCCCAAAGUCUUUGUGAAUAACUGAGACACUACAACACAAACAAAGGCCCACACACGGUUGUGUGAAUCACAGUGAAGUUUUACUUUAGUCAAAGUUCUAGUGUAAACAGUCACAUGUGAUAUAGCUACUGUAAUGUCUUUUUUAUUUUUUUUAAGUUUCCAGUGCCAUGGGUCCAUCUAGUGGUGAUUUAACCACAGGACCAAGCAACAGAGUGUUACAAGUCUGUAUUAAGCUGUGUUCACAUCAUAUCGAAGGACAUCUUGAUGUCAAAACUAGUUGUUCUCUGAUCAUGGAGAUAUUUCAAGGCCUGCAGCCUGAUAUGGGAUCAUUUAUCUUUUGUUGUUUGUUUGUUUGUUUUUUUUACUGCAUGAAUAUAUCAUCUUUUGUUUUCUCAAAACAAUGAAAUCUGCCCACUUCUGUUUGACAAAAUGUAUGCCGU